Sorex araneus (European shrew) is the source of this 1415-nucleotide messenger RNA. RefSeq names its product peripherin. The record is from RefSeq and is a predicted model, not a curated record. NCBI's taxonomy places the organism in Eukaryota, Metazoa, Chordata, Mammalia, Eulipotyphla, Soricidae. Gene Ontology annotation, cellular component: axon; type III intermediate filament; plasma membrane. Gene Ontology annotation, molecular function: structural molecule activity.
GACCUGCGCCCCUGGCCGCGAUGAGCCUCCCCUCGGGCCUCCGGGCCAGCGCCGGCUCCACCUCGUACCGCCGCGCCUUCGGGCCGCCGCCCUCGCUGUCCCCGGGGGCCUUCUCCUUCGCGUCCAGCUCGCGCUUCUCCAGCAGCCGCCUGCUGGGCUCGGCGUCCUCCGGCUCCUCGGGGCGCCUGGGCGGCUUCCGCGGGCCGCGGGCGGGCUCCCUGCUGCGCCUGCCCUCGGAGCGCCUCGACUUCUCCGUGGCCGAGGCCCUCAACCAGGAGUUCCUGGCCACGCGCAGCAACGAGAAGCAGGAGCUGCAGGAGCUCAACGACCGCUUCGCCAACUUCAUCGAGAAGGUGCGCUUCCUGGAGCAGCAGAACGCGGCCCUGCGCGGGGAGCUGAGCCAGGCCCGGGGCCAGGAGCCGGCGCGCGCCGACCAGCUGUGCCAGCAGGAGCUGCGCGAGCUGCGCCGGGAGCUGGAGCUGCUGGGCCGCGAGCGCGACCGGGUGCAGGUGGAGCGCGACGGGCUGGCCGAGGACCUGGCGGCGCUCAAGCAGAGGUUGGAGGACGAGAUGCGCAAGCGGGAGGGCCUCGUGCUCUUCCGCAAGGACGUGGACGAUGCCACCCUGUCGCGCCUGGAACUGGAGCGCAAGAUCGAGUCUCUGAUGGAUGAGAUUGAGUUUCUCAAGAAACUGCACGAGGAGGAGCUGCGGGACCUGCAGGUGAGCGUGGACAGCCAGCAGCUGCAGCAGGUCGAGCUAGAGGCGACCGUGAAGCCGGAGCUGACGGCGGCGCUGAGGGACAUCCGCGCGCAGUACGAGAGCAUCGCGGUGAAGAACCUGCAGGAGGCAGAGGAGUGGUACAAGUCCAAGUACGCGGACCUGUCGGACGCCGCCAACCGGAACCACGAGGCCCUGCGCCAGGCCAAGCAGGAGAUGAACGAGUCGCGGCGCCAGAUCCAGAGCCUCACGUGCGAGCUGGACGGGCUGCGCGGCACCAACGAGGCGCUGCUCAGGCAGCUGCGGGAGCUGGAGGAGCAGUUCGCCCUGGAGGCAGGCGGGUACCAGGCGGGCGCCGCGCGGCUGGAGGAGGAGCUGCGGCAGCUGAAGGAGGAGAUGGCCAGGCACCUCCGCGAGUACCAGGAGCUGCUCAACGUCAAGAUGGCCCUGGACAUCGAGAACGCCACCUAACGCAAGCUGCUGGAGGGCGAGGAGAGCCGGAUCUCCGUGCCCGUCCAUUCCUUCGCCCCCUCCGCUCCCCUCGUCCCUCCUUUCCCAGAGAUGGAUCCUCCACAGGACAGUCACAGCCGCAGGACGGUGCUGCUGCCCGAAGGUCGGGGGCCCUCACACCAGCAGGUGGUGACUGAGUCGCAGGAGCAGCGCAGUGAGCUGGGUAAGUCUCCCACUCACAGCUACUGA